Messenger RNA from Solea senegalensis (Senegalese sole), 1475 nucleotides. RefSeq names its product cofilin 1 (gene cfl1). Gene Ontology annotation, cellular component: cytoplasm; actin cytoskeleton; actin cortical patch. Gene Ontology annotation, biological process: cell motility; actin filament severing; actin filament fragmentation. The transcript has 4 exons. Gene Ontology annotation, molecular function: actin filament binding. The record is from RefSeq and is a predicted model, not a curated record. The coding region runs from base 94 to 597 and encodes 167 amino acids. Lineage: Eukaryota; Metazoa; Chordata; Actinopteri; Pleuronectiformes; Soleidae.
ACGUAUUCACAGAGGGUGAGCGCGAGCAACGGUUCAUUACCAUCACAGUCCAUUAAGUUUGUGUCCAGACACUGACCAGUCCCGACGACAGCCAUGGCCUCUGGUGUAAAAGUCUCAGAUGAAGUGAUUUCAAUCUUCAAUGAUAUGAAGGUGCGUAAGCUUCAAGCCAACGAAGAGGAGAAGAAGAAGAGGAAGAAGGCCGUUCUGUUUCGCAUGAGCAACGACUCCAAGAACAUCAUUGUGGAUGAAGCAGAGGAAAUCCUGCAGGGACAGGUGGGAUCAACUAUCCCGGAUCCAUACAUGCACUUUGUGAAGAUGCUUCCCACAGACGACUGCCGCUAUGCCCUGUAUGAUGCUACCUAUGAGACCAAAGAAACAAAGAAGGAGGAUCUGGUCUUCAUCUUCUGGGCCCCAGACAGUGCGUCUUUGAGGAGCAAGAUGCUCUAUGCCAGCUCAAAAGAUGCUAUCAAGAGGAAAUUUGAAGGUAUUAAGCAUGAGUGGCAGGUGAACGUUUUGGAAGACCUCAAAGACCGGCGCACUUUGGCAGAGAAGCUUGGUGGCUCGUCAGUAGUCACCAUGGAAGGAUUCUCUAUAUAAAUAUUACCACUCCUUCCCUCUUUGGCUUCAGUCGAGGCCUUUCCAGACACAUCUGUCGGGUUUAGCUGUUCAUUCCAGUUUGGUUUGGAAAAGGGCAAAAGCAAAAAUCUUCACCAAAUUUGCAGGACUCUUGGGGAGGGCUAUUGUGGGUGGGUUUUGCGGUCAAGUGACAGUUAAAACAAAACAAACAAAAGUCUGUCAUUCCAGUUGAAGAAUCAUAGGAUAAGAACAAAACACACACACACACACACACAGGAAAUACAAUAAGAUGCAACUGCUGAAGGAUGCUGAUGAUAAAUACACAUUAUUGAUGUUUAAAGACAGGAUUUUGUUCUUUCCAGGUUCCAUUUGAGAAAUUGCAGAGAAAGGGACAUUUAACACCCUUUUUUAAUUUUCCAACAAUUGAAAUCUUAACUGAUAUUCCUUAUUCAAUUAUAUUUGUUUGCCAAACCUCUAGUCAUGUGACUAGGUGACGUAUGGACUAAUUCACUCUUGAUUGCACAAGAUGUAUCAAAACCUCUGGGGGAACAUGGUUAAAUAUAUAUUAUAUUUGUGUGUGUGUGUGGUUUUCUUUUCAUCCGUUUUGUUUUUUCUUUUCUUUUGUUUUGAACAUGAAAAUUCCAAAACUUGAAUUAUUCCUUCUCAUUUCCAGUUCGGUUUCAGAAACCAUGGCAUUUGAUGUAACAAACAUACAACAUUCCUUGUUCGUUGUAAAACUAGGACAUCCUUGAUUUAAAAACAACAAAAAACAUUGGUGUUAUGAAGGUGUGAUGAGGAGCGAUGUGUAUAUGAAGGACCAGCAGUCAGAGUUUAAACUGAAUAUUGAAUGGUGGAUGUUUUGUAUCGUCUCCUUAUCUCUAAUAAAAAGCACUAAAUUA